This is a messenger RNA of Suillus subaureus, 2807 nucleotides long. RefSeq names its product SNF2 family N-terminal domain-containing protein. The record is from RefSeq and is a predicted model, not a curated record. The transcript is spliced from 13 exons. Gene Ontology annotation, molecular function: DNA binding; ATP-dependent chromatin remodeler activity; ATP binding. The coding region runs from base 79 to 2661 and encodes 860 amino acids. Gene Ontology annotation, cellular component: nucleus. Lineage: Eukaryota; Fungi; Basidiomycota; Agaricomycetes; Boletales; Suillaceae.
CGGUCCAAUGUUAAUUGAUUCAAGAGAAUUAUCCGCCGUCCACCUUCCAUCCUGCUCCAUAUUAUCUAGUAGCUGACGAUGUCUUCGAGUCCAGCCUCGUCGUCACCCGUACCAUUUGCAAUGUCUUCGGCUCUAGCAAGUACAGCUGCCUCAUCACCUCCCCCCAGUGAAGAAGGAAGACUAGGCAGAGCACACAAGAGCACACGCGAGUCCUCAGAAAUAUUAGAAGCAAUAGAAGACGAGGAAUUUCGGGAACGCUUCUCUCGCCUCCAACGCCUCCUCGAGAAGUCCUUCACAUACUCCAAACUUUUAGGGGCGCAGAUGGACAAGGAGAAGCGUGCAUGUGCACUCCGAGCCGCCAUGCAAGCUGCCGCACCCUCAAAACCACAGUCUUCAAGAAGACACUUUCCGAGGCGUGGCAAGAAACGCUCACGCGAGGAGCCCCCUGUGAAACCACAGAUUCAGGAACCUCCUGUAGUUGAAGGGGAGAACGGGCAGCGCCCUAAGUUCCCUCAGCCUGCAUUAGUCACAGGGGCGAAGUUGAAGGACUAUCAAUUAGAAGGAGUGGAGUGGAUGAUUAGUUUGGAUAAGAAUGGCGUCAGUGGUGUUCUUGCGGACGAGAUGGGUCUAGGCAAGACCCUGCAAACGAUUGCAUUCAAUGCACACCUACGUGGCCUCGGUCAUUAUCAGCCUUUCCUCAUCGUCUGCCCCUUGAGUGUCCUCCAUAAUUGGAUAGAGGAAUUCCAGAAAUUUGCAGCCUGCUCUGAGCGUGCUGAUCUUCGUCGGACUAUCAUGCGAGCACCGGACACUGAAGAAGUGGCUGAUAAGGAAGUUAUGAUCAAGACGCAACGCAAUCGAAAGGGCAAGAAAGCACCCGCCCGUAAAGCUCCUGCGCCGAAGCGUAAAAUAAAAGCCAGACCUACCAAGAGACGCAAGACGGACGACGAAGAUACCUCAGAUGUUGAAGACACCCGUAUACCCACUACUAGCGAUACCCUCCCUCCUACAGACCCAUGCUCUUUCCCGGUCGUUGUCACCACAUACGAAAUGAUUCUUAAAGACCGCAUGCACCUUUCCACUUAUAAUUGGGGCUAUAUCGUCGUAGAUGAGGGGCACAGGUUAAAAAAUCUUGACUGCAAGCUCAUGCAGGAGAUCAAGAAAUACCCGAGCGCAGGUCGGAUGAUUCUGACUGGAACACCACUACAUAACAAUCUGGCAGAGUUGUGGUCAUUGUUAAACUUUAUACUGCCUGAUAUUUUUGAUGAUCUGGACACGUUCCAGGAAUGGUUCAACCUCGGAACCAUGCAAUCUCGUCUCUCUGAAGGCCAAUCAUCUCAAUUGAUUGGCACCCUUCAUGGCAUCUUGAAACCUUUCCUCCUUCGACGACUCAAGGCGGAUGUCGAAGGUCUCCUCCCACCCAAGAAGGAGUAUGUCCUGUACGCACCCCUUAGCGUGGGUCAACGCGAUUUGUACGAUAACAUCUUGGACGGGUCGUUGCGGAACUUCCUUCUUGGCAUCUCCAAAGAAACAGCAGUCGAGAAGGUCGCCGAGAUCGAUGUGGACGCGCCGAUGAAGCUCCGGAAGCAGACAAAGACGCGAUACGACGUUGAUGGAAAUGAUGACGAGUACUUUGAGAUGCUCGAGGAUGGUGGAGGGGCCAAGGCCAAGGAGCCAAAGGAGGAUAUCUCUGAGCUGGCAAAACAGCAUCAGCAACUUGCGACUCGGAAGCAGAUUAACAACAUGAAGCUUCAGAAUGUUGUGAUGCAGCUACGCAAAGUCUGCUCCCACCCAUUUUUGUUCCACUGGCCUGUUAUCCCAGGUACUCAAGAGCUCGUGCUCGACGAACAGUUGGUAAAUGCGAGCGGAAAGAUGAUGGUCCUCGAUCGUCUACUAGACGAACUAUUCCGCAGGAAACACAAAGUUUUGCUGUUCAGUCAAUUUACCACUAUGUUGGAUGUCCUUGAGGACUGGGCUACCGAGCUGAAAGGCUGGUCAAUAUGUCGCAUCGACGGGUCAACAGCACCUAUGGACCGCCGAGAGCAGAUGAACAAAUUCCAGCAAGGAGGCAACUCUCAUGACGCUCCGAAGCUGUUCCUCCUUAGCACUCGCGCAGGUGGCCUAGGCAUCAACUUAACAGCGGCUGAUACGGUGAUCUUUUACGAUCAAGACUGGAACCCGCAGGUGGAUAUCCAAGCUCAGGAUCGAGCGCAUCGUAUCGGUCAGACGAAACCCGUUUUAGUGUUCCGACUCGUUACGGCGCAUACUAUUGAGACGAGGAUCAUGCAUCGUGCGACUGAGAAGAGGAAGCUUGAGGCGCUUGUUAUAGCCAAGGGUAAAUUCAAACUCCCCGGACAAGGAGCACCUAAAUCAAACCUGCAAUCCAUGACAGAACUCGCAGCCGACCUCUUGAAGCUAGAAGGCGAGCAGAUCGACGUUGUGACGAAUACGUCUGCGGAGGGUAAGAAACGGGUGUUGUCAGAUGAAGACCUCAAUAUGUUGCUUGAUCGGAGUGAGGCUGUGUUCACGGAUAGGAAGAAGGGAUGGAAGAGCGAGGAGAGUGGGGCUGGGAAGCGUGCGGCAUUUGCUGUGUAUGAGGCGCCUGUGCAUGAGGGGAAUGACUUGGUGGCGAAGAUUAUGGGGGAGGAUGUUUCUGAGUGUUGAGUGCUUAGCUGGGGUUGUGGUGCAUCGUGCAUCGUUCGUAUGGAUUACUAUAGUUCAACGUUGAUAAUUGGGCAAUAAAUGUUGUACAUGAACGCUUCACUCGUCGUAAAUCAUUGAAUGAAUACUAUCAGCACGUGUUUCGUCCA